GACUAAGCAUUAUUUUAGUUUUAGUAUUCAUACGUUCGACGUCGUACGUCGUACUAUCGGCCGGUCACACCGGUGGGUGCUGUGUAGUCUAGGUGAACGUAUUCGUUUUUUUUUUUAGUUUUACUUAGGUAGGUAUCCUCAAUUUUAAUUUUUUCUCUUCUUUAAAAACUCAUGAAAAUGAAUCAGCUCGGCGAGUUGAAGCUGUUCGGGGUGACCCGAAGAUUUACACGACAAUAACCUAGGCUGCWACUAGGUACUUAACCGUCUUAAGCUAUCAAUGGAAAUAAAAUAUAUUGAAACCGUCUAAUUGACAAACUGAACAAUAAUAGUAAUACAAUAAUUACCACCAGGAUCGAACAUAAUAUUAUAAUGGACAGUUCUGAAUACGAAUCGGUAAGAAAUGAAACGCUGCUGUUCUUUUUUGAAAAAUUGGUUGACAAGGGCACUCCGCGAUCCCUGCACGACCUAAGUUGCCAAUUUGGUUCCAAAGGAUUUACCAAAGAGAUGCGACAGAUCGCUGGCGGAUCUCAGUCAGGCCUAAAGAAAUUCUUGUCGCAGCACCCAUCGUUAUUCACGUUAGAUGGGGACUUAGUUGCUGCAUCUCAGAUUGYUGCACCUGUACAAGCAGUUAAUAAUUAUAACCACAAAGCCGUCCAUUAUUUUAAAGAUAAGUUAUUAAAAUAUGGAGUUGGAACUGAAGUCCCAAUUCGAUGCCUACUCGGACACCGUUCUCAAGCGCCACCAGAGAUCCGGUUAAUAUCUGGUCUACACAUAAAAGAAUUUAGAGACUUUCUGAUGAAAUAUCCUGAUGUAUUUACUGUAAGUGAAGACACCAUUAUACUUACUGAGUACGCAGGACUGGAGCGUAAAUUGUAUGAUGAUAGCGACCAACGUGAAGCCAAAAUUGAUCCAGAAAUUACAAAACGUCUCUUAGCAUUUUGUGUUCAAUGCUUGGAGUGUAAAGGACCAAUGUUAACUGAUCAAAUGUUCCAUAGUAUUUCCUUGCGUUUUACAGAAAAUACUUGGUCAUCGAUUUUUAAAACUCCAUCAGAUUUGUUCACAUUUUUGAAAAUGCAUCCUGAGCACUUUAACACACAAUCCAAUUUAAUAACCUUGGCAAAAAAUGGUCCUAAAUCAGAAGUUAAAAUCACUAAAAUGCCUACAGAAGUUGUACCAUUAACACCCCCUAUGUCGCCUCCUCUACCCAAACCAACACCAAACAAUAAUCAAUCCCUUAAACAAAGAAUUAACAAUUUGGUUAUGAAAACUAUCGCAGACAACACUGAGCGAAAUAACAAAAUACCAAAUGGUUAUGAUGAUAGCGAUGCAUGGAAAGGAAAAAUGUUAAACAAGAUCAAAGCAAUUGUUACAAGUACUAAAGAAUGUUCAAAUAUUGUCGAUAGAAUUUUGGCACAAAAGUCAGCUGUUGGUAUAGAUUUUGAAGGUUUAUGUAUUGGAGCCAAUGGUCAAUUAACUUUAAUGCAAGUGGUAAAUGAAGAUGGAUUAUGUUUUAUAUUUGAUUUAAUUGCUUGUCCACAAUUAAUUAAAAGUGGAUUACAAAGUCUACUAGAAAGCGAAGAAAUACCUAAGGUGAUCAAUGAUUGUCGAAAUGAAAGUUUGAACCUGUACAACCAGUUUGGCAUUGCAAUGAAAAACGUGUUCGAUAUUCAGGCUGCCAUUGCUAUUAUUCAAUUUCAAGAAACGGGACAGCCUGUUUAUAAAGCAAAAAAUCUUAGUCUAAAUACCAUAUGUGAAAUGUAUGGUUUGCCAAUAAACUCAUCCAAGGAUCAAAUGAGAACUCAAAAUAAAAAAGAUCAAAGGUAUUGGCUACGGAGGCCAUUAUCUAAGGAUAUGCUUGCUUACGCAGCCAGUGAUGUGCUAACUCUCAUGCCUAAAUUAUAUAAAAUUUUAUCUACUCAAAUUCAUCCAUCCAAUUUAAAACUAUUUGAAGAGUUAUGUGAAGAACAAGCGUUUUUGUAUAUUUCCCCAGAUAAUGUUCAAAAGCGUAAACACCAGCGUAAAAUUGAUAACGAGUUGCAAGUUCUUAAAGAAAAAUUGUCUUCUGAUAAUGGCAAAAAUGUCGUUCUCAGUAAUAGAGAAUUAAGAUUAUUAAGGCAUUUAGAAUUAACUGAAGAAGAUAAAGAAAAGUUAAAAGGAUCCAUGAAGGUCGCAAAAAAGUUAGAAAAGAUGGAAGGAAAAAAUAUGAAAUAUAAUGGAGAGGAGUGUGAUUCCAAUGAGUUCCUCAGUUUAGACAGCAAUAUCAGUGGAAAAUCAACAUCAUCAGAUAAUUCUGCAUCUGGAGAAUUUCAAUCCAUUGUUUCUGAUCAACCGCUAAGCCUCACUGAAUCUAUGCAAAGGAUGGAUGAUGUAUUAUCUGAUAAGCUUAUGGAUCGUUUGGAAAAAAUUGAGCGUCUAGAAUCAUUGUUAACAAUGGCUAUGGAUGCAGAACCAGACCAAACAAAUAGUUUAGAUACUUCACCUUUGAGUUACAAGUGCACKUGUCGUUUAUUUGCUACAGACACUGUUGACAUGGCCACUCAAACUGAACCACUAUAAUYCAUUAUUAUUGGAAACAAAUGAGAAACGCUUUAGGUUUAUUAUUUAAUUUUUUUAAAUGUUAUUCCUUGCCAUGGCCUCUGAGCAUAUUUGUUUAGUUUACGACCAGGUUUCAUAUUGCUUUUGAUUAAUAUAAAAAGCGGUAUUGAAAAAUUUGGGUSGUGUAUACAUAUAAUACUUAUAGAGAAACUAAUUAACAGGGUUGAGUCUGUACAAUAUCCGUCCAUAAUAUUAUGAUACCUGUUAUAUUUUGUGUUACAAUAUAGCAAAGGUCAUAAAUAAUAUUCAAAAUUUGACAGCAAUAAAAAGAAAAAACCGCAAAGCGGUUAGACAAAUUAGACUGAAAAAUAUUAUAUUYUUAUUAAAUKUGCGCUAGUAUCACRACGUGCYUAUUUAGAUUUUAGAUAAAUUAAUUAUAGUUGACUUUGUUUGCUCAAACAGUAUUAACCUAAAUUAUAGUAUUGCAUUGUGAAAUCCAUGUAUUAAAAUAAAUAACAUGAACGUCUAUGUCAUGAACUAUUAUGAAGUGGAAGGUGCAUACCUGUUAGGGAAAGGCGCGAAUCCAGGGGGGCAAGGAGCCAGCCCCCCCGUAGACUGGUGGAUUUUCUAUUAUAUCUAUUGUCGUCUAUUAUAUAAGUGAAAAUGAUUUUGAGCUCGCGGGGGUAGGAGAGUUUGAAAUUUUUCAAUCCCCUUAUAUUGUGCCUCUCUUUAAGUGCCUGAUGUGGGAGAUGGACAUUUUCUCCUCGUGUAUAUUAUGCAUAUAUAUCUUAUCCACAGAUAUAUGUAUAUUGUAUAUAUGUGAACUGUAUCAUACUAUUGUCUGUAUUAUAAAUCAUUAAAAUAACAUGGUAUGAUGGUUAUAAACUAUAAUAUGGCCAAGUCUUGCACACUUCAUUGUAUUUAGUUUGCCUCAUUAUACAUUAUAAAUAUAUAUUAGUUGUAACAGAAUCAAUAAAAAAAAACAGCAAUCUCUAUACUGAUGGUCGUCGGGGUGAUGAGUAUGUGUAUCAUUAAAUUCCGAUCAUAUGUUAUUUUAUAAUGAAAAUAACCACCAAUUAUACAACUUGAGUUUACAGUUAAGAUAUAUAAUAUUUAUUAUACAUAAGCGUGUACAGAUAUUACUGUCAGGGUAGUCAAUCCUUUAUAACAUAUAAACAGACAUACACACACUUUAACCUAUAAUAUAUUAUUUUCUCAUUCACUCCUAAAGUUAUAAUAACUGAUUUGGGUUAGAUAAUUUUUUUUCCCAUAUUCUUAUAUAUUACAGUAAAUACCAUCCAACAUUAAUAUACUCGUGGAAAUAAAAUAUGAGAUUAGACAAUGAUUAAAAAUAAUAUCUCAAUAACAAUAUGUAUUUCUUUCAUCUUUAUAAUGAUUAAUGACCUAAAUUAAAUGCUGUUGAAGCAUGACUAUACAUUUCUGAAUGCUGGUUGGUUGGAUUUUUGUCUUAUCGGGGUUCUAGUUUUAGUCUUAGUUUUUUUGAUAAUAUUAAAUAUUGAGUUGGUAAGUUUAAAGUAGUCAAGUGCUGAAAAUACUGCGUGCACGCUUAUUAUCAUGUAUGUUAUGUAUAAUAAAUGCUUGCUAUGAUACGAAAAAAAUAAAUACAGUUUUAUUCUUUGACCAGAUUAGUUAUUGUUGAGUACUUACUAAUGAUUGAGUGACUAUAUAGUUACUUGAAAUAUAAUGCAUAAUAUUAUUUAUGUAUUAUGGAUGAAAUGGAAAUUGUUGAAAAAUUGCAUAUCGGUGGAAUUUAUAAAAAGUCAUAGGUACACACUUAUAAAAAUAUUAAAAUAGAUGGUAAAAAUGAAGAAAUUUAAAAAUUGUGUAAAAAAAAAUAUCUUUUUUUAA
Messenger RNA from Diuraphis noxia (Russian wheat aphid), 4404 nucleotides. It is a transcript of the gene egl, whose product is annotated as Egl_like_exo domain-containing protein. The record is from RefSeq and is a predicted model, not a curated record. Gene Ontology annotation, molecular function: 3'-5' exonuclease activity; nucleic acid binding. Gene Ontology annotation, biological process: nucleobase-containing compound metabolic process. Lineage: Eukaryota; Metazoa; Arthropoda; Insecta; Hemiptera; Aphididae.